AAACCGGUAUAGCCGGCGAAAAAUAUCAUUAAACUUUCGUAUAAGAAUGGAUCAAGCGCCUGAGAAAACAGAAGCAGUGAUUGCCGACCCCGUGUUGGCGCAAUUUGGAUCAGCAGCGUCUUGGUCCUAUGGGAACGAAUUAAUCGUCUUUGGUUCUAAAUCAAGAGACGACUUGAUUGACGAUGGUACUAAUAGAAGUACGGUGUCUCCUAAGCUGCAUGCAGUAAAGUGGAAUACAGAUAUCUAUGCUACAAACUUAAGAAAAAUUCUAAAUGAAUCGCAUGGUACCUUUCUUGAAGCCCAAGAGAUGGCGAAAGACAAGCAAACAGACACGACAGCAUAUCUUAAGAUAAGUCGGGGAUAUCGAUCUAUUUUAAAGGCAAACAUUGAAUGCAUUAGGGAUGAUUUAGAAAAUACACCAGCUAUGGAAAAUGAAUCACAAGAUUUACGAAAGACUCUUGAAUCUGAGCUACAAAUGAUUGAAAUAAUAGAAUUAAUAUGGCAUUUAACAGAAAUUUUGUAUUUGCAAUCAUCAACCAGUGAUUGUAUAGUUCCUGUCUAUCAAAAUUGGAUAUGGUCGCAUUUUCAAGAGCCUUUGACAUGGACUCAACAUAUACUGCAACAACCUAUCCCAGAAAAAGAUGCCCGCUAUUGGGAUACUGUUUAUGGAUUAGUUCUUCAGGGCCGUACACAGCUUGUUUUUCGAUUAUUGUCAUCACAUUCACAUGCAAAUAAUUACGCUUUUAAAACCAUACUUCAUUUAAUUUCAAUUAUGCCUGAGUUCUCCAAAAGCCGCACUCCAGGAGAAUUUGACAGUGAAUGGAGAAUGUGGAAAACACAAUUAUCAAAUCUAAUUUCUCAAGGCCAAUUAUCAUCUUGUAAAAAUGUUGAGCUAUUAGCGAAGUUAUUGAUCGGUGACGAAGAAACAUUGAGGACUCACUCAGAGCUAUGCGACACGUGGUACGGUUAUUUAUUAGCAGUAUUGCUGUACAAGCGUCCUACUGCUAAAUUAAUUGAACUACAAAAUUUUACUCAAGAGUGCAUUGAUACUUUUGGCGGAGAAACUCAGCUGGAAAAUUGGGAUUUUAUACUAUUGGCAGCUAUAGACUUAGAUCUAUUAAAAACAAUAAAACUAUGUAGUUCUAGUUUUUCUAAUUGGUGGUUCCCGGCUCAUCUAACUGAUUUGCUAUUCCAUACGGGCAGAUUAGACAAUGAAAAGAUGAAGUACGGGGAACGCUUAAGAGAAUUCUUACUUUUAGAUUAUGCUUCAAGUCUUUUCAGCCAUGAAAGUUUAUGGCAAGUUGGUGUAGCAUAUUUGGAUGAAUGCAAAGUUUAUGGAAAAAGAUAUUUACAGCGACUUCUUGAAAAUAUUCCCAUUCAAUCAGAGUAUAAAGCGCGAAAAGUUCUCAGAGUUUGUCAAGAUAAAGGAAUAACAGACUCAUACCAAGUUAUUUGCCGUAUAAUGAGUACAAAGUCUCUGAAAUCUCAAAGAUAUAGUAAUGCUUUAAAUUGGGCUUUGCUCUGUAAUGACGGAAAAUUGUCUGCUUUAAUAUCUGACCAAAUAAUGAGAGAAUACGAGAAGACAGGAAAAUUUACAGCCAAAGAUGUUUUGAGUAAUUUGGGUAAAAGAAUGCUAUUAUGUCCUGAAUUAACAUUUUUGGGAAAAUACUACGAAUUUCACGAACUGUACUCAAAUAAGCAAUUUGGAGAGUGCAUUUCACUUAUUGUUCAAUUACUAUCGUCUAAUAUUGCACCCAGAAAAUACUGGUUUACUUUGAUGAAAGAUAUUGGGCCGGUAUUGAAAGAAACUCAUGUUCAGUCAACAAUUUUUGAAGCUAAGCAACUAGUUCAUUUUGCAGCAGAAUUAAGAAUUGACUUUCAAUUACAAAAAGAAAGCUUUGACUACAAACGUUCUGGUUUAGCGGCAAGAGAUAUUCGGACAUUAAAAGAAACACAGAAAACGGUUUUGGAAACUUUAAAUACCUUAAUUUCAGAAUAUAACGUUCGAUGCGUCGAAUCAGUAAAAGAAAAUACUGAUGAUAUGGACAUGUAAAUUAUUCUUUUUAAAAUUUUGAUUCUCAUUGUCUGUAUAUUAUUCGUGAAACAUUCUCUCGUUAAGGUUUUUACAAAUAGACCAAAAUAAAUCAAAAGUAUAAGUAAA
Molecule: messenger RNA, 2161 nt
Organism: Dimorphilus gyrociliatus
Lineage: Eukaryota; Metazoa; Annelida; Polychaeta; Dinophilidae
Source: the annotation of a GenBank genome assembly